UCAAAAUUGUACAUCAUUUUCGAUUGUUCUCAGUCGUAAUAACAUUUUAGGCAAAUCUCUUGAAGAUUUUCCAAAAGUUUUUUAUGAACAAAAUACCAAAAAUGUCGAAAUACGUUGCAUUAGUUGGGCCAAGAAUUAACACUCCCUUCCGAAAAUGGUGCUACAAUUUAAGUGGAUUCCGAAAAUAUGGUUUGAUGUUGAAUGAUUUAUACGAUCAUGGAACAUGUCCAGACGUUUCGGAGGCUAUUCGUCGUUUGCCACCUGAUGUAUUUGAUGCCCGUAAUAAACGUAUAGCCAUUGCUUUCCAACUUUCAUUGGAAAAAACUUAUCUACCAAAAGAAAAAUGGACAAAAUACGAAGAAGAUGUCAAAUAUUUGGAACCAUAUUUGGAAGAAGUGCGACGGGAAAUUGCCGAAAAAGAAGCUUACGAAUACAAUAAUUACAGUACCAAAUAAAUUUUGUUCAGCCAUAUAUUCUGUGUCCAUCAAAAUUUGAAAAGCGGCAAUUGUGGACUCAAAAUUUAUAGAUUAACCCUCUCUCCCCCCAUUUCAAAUCAAGAAUAUUCAAAUAGCAAAUGAAUGAUUAAAUAAAGUAUGAAAUAAACUUGAUAAAAUUCAAA
Molecule: messenger RNA, 619 nt
Organism: Contarinia nasturtii (swede midge)
Lineage: Eukaryota; Metazoa; Arthropoda; Insecta; Diptera; Cecidomyiidae
Product: cytochrome b-c1 complex subunit 7-like
Exons: 3
Coding region: 84-455 (123 amino acids)
Biological process (GO): mitochondrial electron transport, ubiquinol to cytochrome c
Source: RefSeq, a predicted model, not a curated record